AUGUUUUCGGCAUCAGUCUCUUUAUGUGUCGCUCUUGGUUUGUUUAUUUAUUUUCAUGUCCAGAAGAGCAGUGUCAAUGAAGCCUGGGAUAAACGCGUUGAUGACUCGCUUGAUGACUGGAUAUCCAAGCAGAGGCAUAUAAGCUUUCAAGGUAUUCUUAACAACAUCAAUCCACCAGGAACACCUGCUGGCUUCCUUGCCGCGUCUUUAUCAACCUAUCAUCCGGACUAUUACUAUACAUGGACACGAGAUGCGGCCCUCGUAGCUAGAGUGCUCUCGCACUUACCUGAAACAGAGGAUAACUUACUGAUAGACUAUGUCAAUUUUCAGAUUCAUACACAGGGUACACCUACUGUAUGCAAUUGCUUGGGUGAGCCCAAGUUCAACCCGGAUGGUUCAGGCUUUUCGGGUUCUUGGGGUAGACCACAGAAUGAUGGGCCGGCUGAACGAGCGAUUGCGUUUAUGAAAAUAGCAAACAGAUUCAAGGGAAGACACGAUAGCUAUAUUAAUCAUACCAUUGUUCCCGCUCUCGAAAAGGACCUUGAUUACAUUGUCCGUACAUGGGAACGGUCAUGCUUUGAUUUAUGGGAAGAAGUAGACGGUAUUCAUUUUUAUACCCUGAUGGCCAUACGUAGAGCUCUCUUGGACGGCGCCAACUUUCUUGGCGUCAACGAGUAUCAAACGGUUGCUGCCAAGAUCCAAAAACGACUUGAUGUAUUCUUUUGGUCAUUAAAGAAAAACUAUAUCCAAGUGACAUAUGACGCACGUUCGGGAGUAAGCAAGCCGUCUGGUCUCGAUGUUUCGGUCUUGCUAGCAGCCAAUAUGUUUUCUAUUGAUGAUGAUUUUUUUACCCCGGGAUCAGAUAAGAUUUUGGCUACAGCAGCAGCCAUCGAAGCAGCCUUUUUACGUGAAUAUCCAAUCAAUCAAAAUCUGAGUCCAGAUUUAGGCACUGCCAUCGGUCGGUAUCCUGAAGAUGUCUAUGAUGGCUAUGGCCUGUCCAUUGGCAAUCCAUGGUUUUUAGCUACAGCUGCCUAUGCUGAGCUUUAUUACCUUGCAACAAAUGAAUGGAAGCAGACAGGAUUAACAAUCAAUAAGAUCAACAAGCCUUUCUUCCAACGCCUUGUUCACUUUAACGAAGGAUUCUAUAGUGCUCAUAGCGACGAAUUAGAGCAAAUCAUUGCCAAUGUGUCGUCCGAAGCAGAUAAAUUCUUGGCCACAAUCCAAUACCAUCAACACCGAAACGGAUCGAUGUCCGAACAAUUCAGUCGUUACAACGGAUACAUGCAAGGCGCAAGAGAUCUAACCUGGUCUCAUGCAGCAUUCAUAUCUGCUAUACAAGCAAGAGAAUCAGACCCCAUAUUGUAA
Messenger RNA from Rhizopus microsporus ATCC 52813, 1365 nucleotides. Its product is annotated as glucoamylase b. Gene Ontology annotation, molecular function: glucan 1,4-alpha-glucosidase activity. Lineage: Eukaryota; Fungi; Mucoromycota; Mucoromycetes; Mucorales; Rhizopodaceae. Bases 1 to 1365 code for a protein of 454 amino acids. Gene Ontology annotation, cellular component: fungal-type vacuole. Gene Ontology annotation, biological process: polysaccharide metabolic process. The transcript is spliced from 3 exons. The record is from RefSeq and is a predicted model, not a curated record.